AUGAUAAACUCAUUGUUGGGAAUUGUAGUUGUAUCCAUAGUGGGAUUUACUAUAACAUUUGCUUACAAUGAUAAGGUAAUAGAUUCAACAGAAGUAAUAGCAUCAUGUGAUUUUCCAGCAAUUUACAACUUUGGAGACUCUAAUUCAGAUACGGGUGGAAUCGCAGCUGCAUUUUAUCCCAUGGCAGCACCCUGCGGAGAGUCCUACUUCCAUAGACCUGCUGGAAGGGGCUCGGAUGGCCGCCUUAUUAUUGACUUCAUUGCUGAGCAGCUUGGAGUACCGCAGUUGAGUCCAUAUCUGGAUACAUUAGGAACAAGUUAUAGACAUGGUGCAAACUUUGCAACAGGAGGAGCAACAAUUAGAAGAAUAAAUGAAUCAUGGUUUGCGAAUGGUGUUAGCCCAUUUCCUCUUGAUAUUCAAGUUGAACACUACACUCAAUUUAAAGAACGAACUACCUACUUCUACAAUCAAGGGAAAGAAGAAUCAGAUAAAAGCAGGCUUGCCAUACCUGUGGAGUUCUCCAAGGCACUAUACACAAUAGAUAUAGGACAGAAUGAUAUUUCUGCUGCUUUUCGAAUGUUGCCAAACAUGGAACAAGUUCGAGCAAUUAUACCGGAUAUAAUUAACCAGUUUGCAGCACAACUUCGAGAAUUAUACAAGAAAGGGGCAAGGAAUUUGUGGAUUCAUAAUACAGGUCCAAUUGGUUGCUUGCCUGUGGCCACAGUCAAAAUAAAAGAUCCAGCAGCAGGGUACCUGGAUGAACAUGGAUGCGUCAAGGAUAUGAAUGAUAUAGCCAUAGCGUUCAACAAACACCUCUUCGAUAUGUUGACCAAACUCAGGAUAGAGCUUCAACAAGCUGCAAUAACUUACGUUGAUUUGUACAAGGCUAAGUAUGAGUUAAUCAGCAAUGCAAAGAACCAAGGAUUCGAGGAGGCAUCGAAGAUUUGCUGCGGGUAUCACGAAAAUGGAGAGGAUGUUUGGUGUGGGAAUAAAAAAAGAUUAAAUAAUGGAACAGAAAUAUAUGCAGGAUCUUGCAACAACCCUUCCACUGUUAUCAGCUGGGAUGGUGUCCAUUAUACUCAAGCUGCUAACCAUUGGAUUGCUAAUUACAUUCUCAAUGCCUCAAUUUCCAACCCUACCCUACCCAUAGCUAAAGCAUGUAGUCCUCUCCAUUAA
Solanum verrucosum is the source of this 1176-nucleotide messenger RNA. RefSeq names its product GDSL esterase/lipase At5g14450-like. Gene Ontology annotation, molecular function: hydrolase activity, acting on ester bonds. Bases 1 to 1176 code for a protein of 391 amino acids. Lineage: Eukaryota; Viridiplantae; Streptophyta; Magnoliopsida; Solanales; Solanaceae. The transcript is spliced from 5 exons. The record is from RefSeq and is a predicted model, not a curated record.